Molecule: messenger RNA, 2981 nt
Organism: Quercus lobata
Lineage: Eukaryota; Viridiplantae; Streptophyta; Magnoliopsida; Fagales; Fagaceae
Exons: 2
Coding region: 613-2622 (669 amino acids)
Cellular component (GO): plasma membrane
Molecular function (GO): protein binding
Source: RefSeq, a predicted model, not a curated record
AUCUAUCUUACUUGUUUACUGGGUUCUGAUCACGGACGAAAAAUCAAAGGAAUCUUGAUCUUUCUAUGCUUUCAGGUAACUUUUUUCUCCACCAUAAAAUUAAAAAAAAAAAAGUGUCUCCAAAUUCCAAAAAUCUACAACUAGUGGUCAUUUUCGUGUUGUUCUUUUGUGCCGUGCAAAAUGCAAAUACACUCACUUUUUCGAUGCCCCUAGCUCUUUCCUCUUUAGUACUGUAUCUGUCUGUAUUCAAGCGGUUUCUUAAGCUGCUGUUUUUCUCUUUAGCUUCACUUUAGCAAUAAUGGCAGCCUCUUUCCUUCCUAAUUAUCCUUUUCACAAUAUCUACUGUCCUUUUCAAUCUAUCACUCUAUAAAGUAUAAUUGUUUUUGCUCUUUGUUGCUUUCAGUUGUCCGAGUAUUCUGUGUCAAAGGUUCUACUUUUGCUUAUUUUUCCAGGAUUCCUCAUAGUUUUAGCUUUUUCAAAACUUUCCCAUUUGAAAAAAUCAGUUUCUUUGCGUUUUUUCACCUUCACUUUCUAAGCUCUAAGUGACCCUUUUGUUCUUAAUUGAAUUGGGUUCGGACUAAAUAGCUGUGAAAAGCUGGUUUCAUAGUCAAAAUGCCACCUUCAUAUUUUCCUCUGAGGUGGGAGAGCACUGGAGAUCAAUGGUGGUAUGCUUCACCUAUUGAUUGGGCAGCUGCCAAUGGCCUCUAUGAUUUGGUCAGGGAGCUUCUUCACCUUGACACCAAUCUCCUCAUUAAGCUCACUUCCCUUCGUCGAAUUCGCCGCCUUGAAACCGUGUGGGACGAUGAAGCUCAGUUUGAUGAUGUUGCUAAAUGUCGCUCUCAGGUUGCUAGGAAACUCCUCCAUGAGCGUGAAACAAAGAGGGGUCACAAUUCUCUCAUUAGAGCUGGCUAUGGUGGUUGGCUUCUAUACACUGCUGCCUCAGCUGGGGAUGUGGAUUUUGUUAAGGAAUUGAUAGAGAGAGACCCUCUUCUUGUGUUUGGAGAAGGAGAGUAUGGUGUUACUGAUAUUUUGUAUGCUGCAGCCAGAAGUAAGAAUUCUGAGGUAUUUAGACUCUUGCUUGAUUUUGCUCUCUCACCAAGGUGUGGAUUUAGCAGUGGAGGUGAAUUGGAGGAGCAAUUGGGUACAAUUAAUCCAGACUUUAGGUGGGAAAUGAUGAACCGAGCUGUUCAUGCUGUGGCUAGAGGAGGGAAUUUGGAGAUGUUAAGGGUGCUUCUUGCUGAUUGUGGUGAUAUUUUAGCUUAUAGGGAUGCUCAGGGAUGUACAAUCUUGCAUACAGCCUCUGGCAGAGGACAGGUUGAGGUAGUAAAGGAUCUAGUAGCUUCCUUUGAUAUCAUCACCUCCACAGAUAAUCAAGGGAAUACAGCAUUACAUGUGGCUGCUUACAGGGGCUACUUAGCUGUGGUGGACUUCCUGAUUCUUUCAUCUCCCUCAUUAGCCUUUUUAAAAAACAAUUACGGUGAUACUUUUCUUCAUAUGGCAGUGGCUGGUUUCCGAACCCCCAGUUUCCGAAGACUAGACUGGCAGAUUGAGCUCAUGAAGCAGUUAGUAUGUGGUAACAUUGCCAACAUGAAUGAAAUCAUCAAUGUAAGGAACAAUGAUGGAAGAACUGCUCUUCACAUGGCAGUAAUUGAGAACAUUCAAGGUAGUCUAGUGGAACUCCUCAUGACUGUCCCAUCAAUCAAUUUGAACAUCCGUGAUGCUGAUGGGAUGACCCCUCUGGAUAUUCUCAAGCAACGACCACGAUCAGCGUCUUCUGAAAUUAUAAUCAAGCAGUUGAUUUCAGCUGGAGGGAUCUCCAAUUGUCAGGAUCAUAAGGCAAGAAGUGCCCUUGUAUCCCAUCUAAAAAUGCAGGGUAUUGGGAUCAGUCCUGGAACUUCUUUUAGAAUCCCUGAUGCAGAGAUAUUCUUGUACACAGGUAUUGAUAUUGCGUUUGAUGCCAGUUGUGAUCAGGCAAGCAUGGAUUUGAGUGCAUGCUCAGGUGAAAUAAGUCAGGUUGAGUCAACCAACUCCUCGGACAGUAAGAAAGUGGGUUCUGUAAAUUAUGCUGCAAGGCGCCUGAAGUUUCUACUCCGAUGGCCCCUUAGGAAAGAGAAAAAAUCUGCUAGUAGAGAAUUAAGAGAAGAUGAUUCUUUGGAAUCAUCCAGUAUAAGUAAAAACUCAGAAGAAGGUCUAAUCCCACUGCGACAGAAAUACUCAAGAAUGUCAUACUUUCCCAACAAUAAAAGGACAGUUUCUCUUAGGAGUGAUCUUCCUAGCCCAUCCACCAAAAAGAAAUUUUCUGCGGGGCUAAUGCAUGGUGUUAUUAAAGCAAAUCCACAUUUAGCUGUUCUGGCACAAUCGCCUUCAAGUCCUUCACCAAGAUCUUCUGUGUCUUCAUUUGAUUCAAUUGAUAAACAUAAGGAUAUUGAUAUUGCUAGACCCUCUUGCUCAACUGUGUCAUUUAAUGGUAAAGCACCACAAAUGAACUACAGACAAAAUUCCCUUAAUAAGAAGUUGAUGAACCAGUAUUUCUGUUUUGGUACACAAGCCGUUGCAGUGAAAGAUUCAGUAGACCAUGUGCAGCCAAAUCAGAGUUACAAGCUGAGUUCUCUAGUAGCCUGAUUUUACUGUACAAAAGAGUUGUGAGUUUUGGUUAAGGGCUACAAAUAGCAUAAAAUUUUGGUGAGCUGUUAAAAUAUUCUUUUCAUCCUCUAUCUCUCUCUUUUGGUUUUUAAGGUUUUUGCAUUUGAAAUACAUGCUUGUUAAUAUUUGUGUGUAGAAUAUGUAUACCUGUUCAGCAAUGGUAUAAAUAAUGUUAUGAAACAACUACCUGGAUCAAAUAUUUGUAUACCUCCUUUGUUGUAUCUAUCAGUAUAUUAGAAAAUUAGAUUUUAAUAGAUUGCAAGAUACAGCUGAGACUGUUGAUGAUAGGACUGUUUAUGAGCAAUCAAGCUGCAUUCAAAUCAAAUGACAUUUCUUUC